AUGGCAGCUGAAGAGAAGAACCAAAUGGUCAUCUCCAGAGAGGAGGGAAGAACAGCCAUCAUGCUGUCACAGCCGUUCCUCCCGCGGGUCACAACUCGCCCUCUCUAUUGCCCGUGUCCCCUCGGCGGCCCCGCCAGGGCAUCGCUCUAUUGUUUGGAUGAUGUGCAGUGGGGGAACACGCGGCAGCUCUAUUACCAAGUCCUGCAUUUCGGAAAGAUUGUCUCCUCGGCACCAAUGCUCUGCAAGGGGUUAACGGUUCUAACUGGAAGCGAAAGUCCAGUCAGCGGCAGCAUGGAGCGCGCAUUUCAUAGAGGAGAUUUUCUCUUUCUAGCAAGUCGAGUUGAAGAUCAUCCCGUAGGAGUGGAAGAAAUUGUUGUUUUUAGGAUAGAAGGAAGAGAGGUUCCUAUAGUUCACCGAGUCUUGAAGACUCAUGAAAAGCAAAAGGGACAUAUGAAGUUUCUGACCAAAGGAGAUAACGGUGUGGCUGAUGGCUGAGGCCCAUAUAAACAAGGAUGACAUUGGCUAGAGAAGAACGAUGUUGUGAGGAGAGCGAGAGGAUCUGUUCCUUACGCUGGGAUCGUGACCAUCCUCUUGAAUGACUAUCCUAAAUUUCAGUGUGCAGUGCUCUUUUUGCUGGGUUUAUUUGUGCUGUUCCAUUGUGAGUAAGAAGUCUGCCUUGCUGUUCCUGGAAGAUGCUGUACUUUUUGUUCCUGAAUGUUUGGAGUAGAUAUCGAUCUGUGGUUGGUGGAAUGGAGAACACAUGUUGGCGCUUCUUGGUAGCCCUGGUUUGCAUUAAGUUUAUGUUUCCACGCCAGAGUACGUGUGGGCGGGUGCAUGUGCACCACAGUGUGCACUCGAGGGGACUUUCAAUCACAGAAUUCCAUAUGUUGUCAUUGUCACACUUGCGCAUUUUUGUACAUCGGUGAAUUUUUUCUAUUAAAAGU
This is a messenger RNA of Kogia breviceps (pygmy sperm whale), 944 nucleotides long. The record is from RefSeq and is a predicted model, not a curated record. NCBI's taxonomy places the organism in Eukaryota, Metazoa, Chordata, Mammalia, Artiodactyla, Physeteridae.